This is a messenger RNA of Mesoplodon densirostris (Blainville's beaked whale), 7491 nucleotides long. It is a transcript of the gene UTP15, whose product is annotated as UTP15 small subunit processome component. The transcript is spliced from 13 exons. Lineage: Eukaryota; Metazoa; Chordata; Mammalia; Artiodactyla; Ziphiidae. Gene Ontology annotation, molecular function: protein binding. Gene Ontology annotation, biological process: positive regulation of transcription by RNA polymerase I; rRNA processing. The record is from RefSeq and is a predicted model, not a curated record. Gene Ontology annotation, cellular component: nucleolus. Bases 275 to 1834 code for a protein of 519 amino acids.
GGGAGUCUGCGCCAUCACGUCACCUUCGUGCGACACGUCUCGCCGUUCUGUUCGUGGCGUGUUUCGGCGGCUCCUUCCAGGAUCCGCGUGACCUUCCGCAUGUUCUACCGCACUGUCCGGGGAGGGGGCUGGCGGAGUCCAAGAACUUCUCCUUGAGGCCGGGGAGUCUCGGUGGACCCUCCGGGGCCAUCGGAGACGUGAGGCAGAGUCGCUGUAUUUCUAACAUCAGUUUCAAACUAUUUGCCCUUGGAUAACAGUGCAAUUCUAUGAAAGUAUGGCUGGUUAUAAGCCUGUAGCGAUCCAGGCAUAUCCUGUACUUGGUGAAAAAAUCACCCAAGAUACACUGUACUGGAACAACUAUAAGACCCCUGUUCAGAUCAAGGAGUUUGGUGCAGUGUCAAAAGUAGACUUUUCUCCACAGCCUCCGUAUAAUUAUGCUGUCACAGCUUCUUCAAGGAUUCAUAUUUAUGGCCGAUACUCCCAAGAACCUAUAAAAACCUUUUCACGGUUUAAAGACACGGCAUACUGUGCUACUUUUCGGCAGGAUGGUAGACUGCUUGUGGCUGGCAGUGAAGAUGGUGGCAUUCAGCUUUUUGAUAUAAGUGGCAGGGCUCCCCUCAGGCAUUUUGAAGGCCAUACUAAAGCAGUUCAUACAGUAGAUUUUACAGCUGACAAAUAUCAUGUGGUCUCUGGGGCUGAUGAUUAUACAGUUAAAUUAUGGGAUAUUCCAAACUCCAAAGAAAUUCUGACAUUCAAAGAACAUUCUGAUUAUGUGAGGUGUGGAUGUGCUAGCAAACUGAACCCAGAUCUCUUUGUAACAGGGUCAUAUGAUCACACUGUGAAGAUGUUUGAUGCACGAACAAACCAGAGUGUUAUCUCCGUUGAGCAUGGGCAGCCAGUGGAGAGUGUCCUGCUUUUUCCCUCUGGAGGUCUUCUGGUAUCAGCAGGAGGUCGUUAUGUUAAAGUCUGGGACAUGCUAAAAGGAGGACAGUUGCUAGUGUCUUUGAAAAAUCAUCAUAAAACUGUGACGUGCUUAUGUCUGAGCAGCUCUGGACAGAGGUUACUUUCUGGCUCACUGGAUAGGAAGGUGAAAGUAUAUAGCACAACUUCCUAUAAAGUAGUCCACAGUUUUGAUUAUGCAGCUUCAAUUUUGAGUCUUGCACUUGCACAUGAAGAUGAGACAAUAGUUGUAGGAAUGACCAAUGGAAUACUGAGUGUUAAACAUCGGAAAUCUGAAGCAAAGAAGGAUUCUCUUCCCAGGAGAAGAAGGCCUGCAUAUCGAACUUUUAUUAAAGGAAAAAAUUAUAUGAAACAACAGGAUGACAUUUUGAUCAACAGACCAUCAAAGAAACACCUAGAAUUGUAUGACAGGGAUCUGAAAAACUUCCGGAUCUCUAAGGCACUUGACAGAGUCCUUGAGCCCAGUUGUGCAAUAAAGACGCCUGAGAUAACAGUUUCCAUCAUAAAGGAGCUAAAUCGAAGAGGAGUCCUUGCAAAUGCCCUUGCAGGUCGAGAUGAAAAGGAAAUCAGUCGUGUUCUUAAUUUUUUGAUAAGGAAUCUGUCCCAGCCAAGAUUUGCCCCUGUUUUGAUUAAUGCUGCUGAAAUAAUUAUUGAUAUAUAUCUACCUGUGAUUGGUCAGUCACCUGUAGUUGAUAAAAAGUUUUUGUUACUUCAAGGACUUGUAGAAAAAGAGAUUGAUUACCAAAGAGAACUACUAGAAACCUUGGGGAUGAUGGAUAUGCUUUUUGCUACCAUGACAAGGAAAGAAAGCACUUCUUUGUUGCAGCAUAAUACAUCUGAUGGAUUUCUAGAGAACAAGAAGAUUGAAUCAUAGUGUGUGCUUAACAGGACACAUAAGAGCUCCUAACUUGAAAUAGAUUUGAUGCGGUUGAUUACUGGGAGGAGAAUCUCUUUGAUACAUUUUAAAAAACUAUUUACAGAAGCAAUUUUAUGGAAGAGACUGGAAUAACUAUGCUUGGAAAAUAAGAACCUGUUUUUAAUCAUGGUUUUCCAUGUGCUAUUUUGAAUUAUCUCCUGGCAUCUUCAGCUGGAAGAUGUUUUGGUCAUAGUGUAUGUCCAUCUUGGACAAGUUGACAUUAAUUUUUUUUUUUUCUUUUGCGGUACGUGGGCCUCUCACUGUUGUGGCCUCUCCCAUUGCGGAGCACAGGCUCCAGAUGCGCAGGCUCAGCGGCCAUGGUUCAUGGGCCCAGCUGCUCUGCAGCAUGUGGGAUCUUCCCGGACCGGCGCAUGAACCCGUGUCCCCUGCAUCGGCAGGCAGACUCUCAACCACUGCACCACCAGGGAAGCCCGACAUUAAUUUUAAUACAGCAGAGUUCUGUUUCAGCAUUUGAGUAGGCAUUCAGAACUCUGGAGAGGGUUUCAACUAGGAAUCCUGCCAAAGGAACAGGGCUUUACUUUUCCCUCUAUCCUGGAAAAACAACAACAACAAAACAAAUGGCAACAACAAAUAAAUUAUUUCUUCACUCUAAUCGGGGCAUUUGGGAUUCCCAAGCCCCAGCUAAGUUUGCCUCCCUCUCCUUGAUGCCAUCCCUUAUCCCAGGCCACGUGUUCCACCUAGCUGGUAAUUGGGCUAUAUCUGUUCCAAGUGUGGCAAAUUAGUGGCCAACUCUGAAUAAUUGACCCUAGUUUGACCUGUAUUCAGAGAGUGUGAUGAGGCAGAUUUCAAUACUAAAAAUUGUGCUCACCAGCCCAUGGUUCUUUUUCUUUCUGUAAUCUUGACUGUGCUUCUCAGAACAAGGUCUGCAGGUAGGCCUUACAGACCAUGUUUUUCCUCUUCCCCAAAUAUGCAGCCUUUCUACCAGCUUUUCAACUUGCUUCAGGUCAGCAGAAUGAUGAAAUUUGCCAUGUCUCUUGUGAUUAAUAGCCUUUCACCGUUUUUCAUACAUAUUGAUACAUUUGGAGCUUAUCUAGUAGCUGCCUACCUCUGAAAACCAUUUGAUCUGUGUUUAGGUUUUUUUUUUUUCCUCUAUUCUUAACAUCAUUUUGUUUCAGAACCCCAAGCCAGAGUAGCUUGUUUUGGAAAAUACUUGUGUUUUUUAAAAAAAGUUCAAUGUAAAUCACAUUUUUUUAUAAAGAAAUUCAUAUUUUCUUCUUGGCUUUCUGAGAUGUAUCAAUUUUUGGUGGAUAGUCACUGGCUACUGAUUUCUAGCACGCUGAUUCCUAGCACACUUGCUACCUUUUCCACCUUCCCCCACUUCCUUAAGUAGUUAAUUAUCUGUAAGGAAAUGUCAGGCCAGAAUUCUUAGUUAAAGGAAGAUUUUGUAAUUGCAGUCUCUUAAAAUUGCAGUUCUGUGAAUUCAGAUAUAUAUAUAUAUAUUUGGUUUUUUUUGCAGUACGCAGUACUCUCACUGCUGUGGCCUCUCCCGUUGCGGAGCACCAGCUCCGGACGCUCAGGCUCAGCGGCCGUGGCUCACGGGCCCAGCUGCUCCGCGGCAUGUGGGAUCCUCCCGGACCGGGGCACAGACCCGUGUCCCCUGCAUUGGCAGGCUGACUCUGAACCACUACGCCACCAGGGAAGCUCUCAGAUAUAUUUUUUUAAAGCAGAAAAAAAUAUUCCUAUGUUCUGAUAAGGACAUCUGCUCAACAGAGGGUCUGGUUUCCCCCUCAUGAAUUGAUUUAAGCAAUCAUGAAGCCCAGUGGCUUAUAAGAAACCAGGAGUUUGUUCCCUGAGUAAUUAUGAGAUUAGUCAAGGUUAGAAACUGUGUCUUCAUGUUAAGAAGGGUUAAUUUAUUUAAAUAAAUUUAAAGCUUUUUUAAAAUUUUAACUUCAUAAAUACACUGAUAGAUUGGAUACUAUCAAUACUAAGAAUGAAAGGUUAAAAUUCUACCAAAAAACUAGCUGCCAUCAACUCACAUGUGACAAGGGUUUUCCCAUACAUUAUUUUAUUUGAUUCUCACCACAACCAUCCAAGGUUGGUAUUCUCAUUUAUCAUUGAAUUUACUACAGUAGUUAAUUCACCCUUGAAUUCCCCCAAGCUUGAGUUCCUCAUGCCAGCACCCUGAACUGGCCUGCCUGCUGGAGCCCAAACCACUCAUUCUCUUUAACAAAACUUCAUAGAGUGCUGCUGUCUUUAGAUGAAAUAUGUAACGAUUACAAAUUUUCGAAAAGGUUAGGAAACAAUUCCCAUAGCCAUCAAUACUUCAGUGUUAAGUUCAGGAAUAGUUUUUUAUAGUCAUUGGGACAAAAUGUAGUAUUUGCUAUUUCAAGUAGUAUUGGAACAUACUUGGCAUAUUACAGUAUAACACUGGCCUUCAUUUCCAACUUAAAAUGCCUCACAGAUUUUUAGACUUGUAAAUUUUAGUUGAAAUGUAUUUUAAGGUCUUACAAAGCCUGCAGAAAUACUGAAAUAUGUCAGAGAACUUAGUCACUGUACAUUUAAUUUAUUAUAUUUAUAAGAGUUAAGUACUUGGGAAGGUUUUGCUUGUUGGAUCAAGCAUUUGAAGUGCUGUUUACAAGAAAAUAUCUUAAAAGUAUAAAUGCUAUUAAACUGUUUAAAGGACUUUGGGUUGUAAAUGGGAUUGUUUAAAGAAAUUUAGUCUGUUCAACUUAAAUCAACUAUCAAACAUUAAUUAAAAGCCCCAUUUAAAAUGAUUAUUAAAAUAUAGUAGUUUAUUGAAUGAAAUGACAGACUGCAUGCUGGUGGGGAUAAUCCCUCUAGAAGAGGGGGAAACAUGAUUAGAGAGAGGGGACCAGUUGCUGGAGCAGUGUGCUUGGAAGGGGGCAUGGGACUGAGCGCCCAAAUGGAAUGGUUGGCUUAGACAGCAAAUGAAUAGUUUGGGCAUAGUUCAAGAAGGAAGGCAGAAUGGCACAGAUGUAAUUAGAUGUAUAGCUGUGGUGCUGGGGGUUUGUGGAAGUUCUUUACUAAGUUCCUUUAUGGGAAAACACCACCAACUGAAACAGGUUGGAGAAGGAGGAGUUCAGAGGUUAGGAAGUUUGAGGAGAGAACAGAAAAUGAAUACUUCUAGGGAGGUCAAGGGCUUAUACUCUGGAGUCCUCUGCCUGGGUUUGAACCUUGGCUCAGCCACUCGCUAGCUGUGUGCCUUUGGUCAAGUUAUUUUACCAUUUUGUAUUUCAUUUUCUUCAUCUGUUAAUCAGACAAAAUCACAAAAGGUGCUUGUGAAAAUUGAGUUAAUACCUGUAAAAGUAACCUAGAAUAUUUCUGUUGUUCACUAUUGUUGUUGGGGGAAUGGAUGGACUAGAAAAGGAAGUAGCAUUACCAGCAGCACUAAGGCCCACCUGAGGUUAGUGCCAUGGACUUAAAGUGGACUGUAGCUCACCAUAAGUCCACGAGGUGGCAGUAUUACUUCAAAAACCAUGAGAAGCCCGCUUUUUCCACAGCCCUUUCUCUGAAUCAGUUGGGUAUUGCUAAGUCAUAAGGUGAGUUCUCUCACAAAACAACCAAGAUAUUUGGUCAUUGUAAUGUUGACACAGUGGGUUCAAAAGUCAUUGAUAAUUAUUAUUAGAUGCUAGCCAGAAAUACGAAAAUAAAAUCUAACCUACGACCUUUUUUUUUUUUUUUGCGGUACGCGGGCCUCUCACUGCUGUGGCCUCUCCCGUUGCGGAGCACAGGCUCCGGACGCACAGGCUCAGGGGCCAUGGCUCACGGGCCCAGCCGCUCCGCGGCAUGUGGGAUCUUCCCGGACCGGGGCACAAACCCGUGUCCCCUGCAUCGGCAGGCGGACUCUCAACCACUGCACCACCAGGGAAGCCCUAACCUAUGACCAUUUUGAAUUAAAGAUUAAACCUUUCAACAUUGUAGAAUAAUGGAAAGAACAUGAGCUAUGUGUUCCUGGGUAAGUCCCAGCUGCCCUGGGCCUCAGCUUCCAUAUCUGUUAAAUGGGGCUAAUAUCACUUCCCUUGCAGGAUUGUUGUGAGGAUAAAUACAAAUACGAAAGUGUCUUACCUGCAUUACUGUGUUUUUCACGUUUGUGAUUGUGGAAAAUCUACUUGCCCUGCACUAUUUGGGAACCUUUUCUUAGCUUUUCUGAUUAUUAACAUCAUUUGGAUCAUUUAAGGGUUGGGUUGAAGUUUUCUAUUAUACUAGUAUAAAGGAUGUUUUUAAAAUAAAUUAAUUGCAUACGCUAUUAAAUAAGGGGUGUAACUGAUUUGAGAGAGGCUGCUUACAAGCAUUUUGAAAGUAAAUGGUAUGAUUUGCAUUAGGUACAAAUAAGAUAGUAACCCCUUAUUCAUGAAAACAAGAUGUGAGUUCCCAUUGGAUCAUUAGUGUCAUAGUAGAAACUUUAAGCAGAAUUAUGUCUUUAAACACAUAUAUUAAUGCAGACUUUCCUUUAUUCAAAUUAACUAUAUUAGCUGUGACUGUGUGAUGGCUGUAUUGACCAAAAGGUUGACAAUAUGAACUAUGUUAAUCUAACGAGGGUUUGCAAUUUUUCUAUAAACAUUUCUAUAAACACUGAACUCAUAAGAUUUUUAAGUUUUUUUUAUUUUUAUUUAUUUUUGGUUGCAUUGGGUCUUCGUUGCUGCGUGUAGACUUUCUCUAGUUGUGUCGAGCGGGGGUUACUCUUCAUUGUGGUAUGUGGGCUUCUCAUUGUGGUGGCUUCUCUUGUUGUGGAGCACGGGCUCUAGAGUCCACAGACUUCAGUAGUUGUGGCACGCAGGCUCAGUAGUUGUGGCACACAGGCUUAGUUGCUCCAAGGCACGUGGGAUCUUCCCAGACCAGGGCUCGAACCCGUGUCCCCUGUAUUGGCAGGCGGAUUCUAAACUACUGUGCCACCAGGGAAGUCCCUCUCAUAUAAGAUUUUUUUCGAGGUUUUUUCUUAACUGAGAUAUAAUUGACAUUAUAUUAGUUUCAGGUGCACUAACAGAUAGAGGCUUGACAAAGUCCUACCAAUUAAAAAAAAAAACCAAAAACCAAAACAAGUCAAAAGCAGUUUCCUCAUAGGAAACAAGUGAGAAGCAGUAGUCAGAUUUUUUCUUUUACUGUUAUCCCCUUAGAAUAAAAGACUUUGAGGUCUACGUGCCUAACUCAUACUUAUCUUUCAGUGGGAAGAGGUCUAAGUGAUAACGAAGAAUUGAGAAAAUGAAACAGCCAGUUGCAGUGAAAUUUGUUGAUAGUAGCAUAUAUGAGCUUCCUUAUUCUGUAAUUUCUAGGAGAAUAUUAUGAGCUCAUAAACAUGAUUUUCUACUAUGACAUUAUUACCCAUAAACCUACACGUAACCUAGUGGUUUUAUUUACUUAUCUUGUGAGUGCGUUACAAGUUAUUUAAGAUAGUGCAAGUCAGUGCAUUAUUAAUGGUAGGAAACUCUCUGGUCAACUUUUGAAGAGGACCUUGUAUAAUUCUGCUUUAACAAUAAGUAUAAGGGUGAUCAAAACUGGAAAAUUAUGGACAAGAAUAAUAAUAAUGGUUAAUACUAAUAAUAUACUUACUAAGUCACUGUUCUCACCAAUGACGUAUACUAAUUUAUUUAAUCUUCACAACAACUCUGGAGUUGGUACUGUAUCAAAAUUAACUG